Molecule: messenger RNA, 5747 nt
Organism: Paramormyrops kingsleyae
Lineage: Eukaryota; Metazoa; Chordata; Actinopteri; Osteoglossiformes; Mormyridae
Source: RefSeq, a predicted model, not a curated record
AAUUCAUGGCCCUCGUGAGGCCGCCAUUUUGAAAUCCAAAUCGUUCACAGUACACCCGCCCUGAAUCCAGAAACUAUGCCGCGGGGCCGACCUCGCAAACUGAGGGACAAAACCAACGACGGGACAGAAGAUUUGCAGGAAUCCAAUACUGAAAACACAGGAUAUGGAGGCACAGAGAGCAAGGAGUUUAAGUGCACGGUGUGCUCGCAGUCAUUCACCAAAGAGAGCCAACUGCAGCGUCACCUUCGUGACCAUGAAGCCAAUGACAAGCCACACCGUUGUGACCAGUGUCCCAUGUCAUUCAAUGUGGAGUUCAACCUCACGCUGCACAAAUCCACGCACGACCUUAAAAACCUCACCUGUCCGGUAUGCUGCAAGAAGUUCUCCCGGGCAGCCAGCCUCAAGUCCCACAUCAUGCUUCACGAGAAAGAGGAGAACCUAAUCUGCUCGGAGUGUGGGGAUGAGUUCAUACUGCACAGCCAGCUUUCCCUGCACCUGGAGGACCACCGCAAGGAGCUCUCUGGAAGCAAGGUCUACACCUGCAAUGUCUGCAGCAAGGACUUCAAGAUGUCCUCACAAUUGAAGGAGCACAAAAAGAUGCAUGUUCGGAAGAGGCCCAUUUUAGGAAGUUCGAGAAAUUACAAGAAGAACAUAGACAGGAGCGGUUUCACAAAUACUUGCCAACACUGCGGGAAGACGUUCAAGAAGCCCAGCCAGCUGGUUCGGCAUGUCCGCAUCCACACAGGUGAAAGGCCAUACAAGUGCACACACUGUGGGAAGGCCUUCAACCAGAAGGUGGUGCUGCAGACCCACAUGGUGCGGCACACGGGGGAAAGGCCUCACUUCUGCAAAUUGUGCCCCGCCUCUUUCUCCCAGAAGGGCAACCUGCAGUCGCACAUCCAGAGGGUGCACUCUGAGUCCAAAGGAGUACCGGUGUAUCCCUGCCUCGACUGCAGCUGCGUCUUCAAGAGACUCGGCAGCCUCCAUGCUCACACCAGCAAGAUGCACAUGUCCAUCAUGGAGGGCCCAGCUCAACCCCAGGAGCCAGUGGAGUCAGUCCAGGUUCCCCCAGGAUCCGAGAGGGUGACAGACGUGAUCCAGCAGCUGCUGGACCUGUCGGAGCCGGUGGCCGGGGACGGUCCUCAGGCCCAGUGUACACGACAGCCGCUGCCCAUGGACGCCGCUCUCAACCAGGACAUCCUGCAGCAAGCCCUGGAGAACAGCGGCCUGAGCGCCAUUCCGGUGCAGUCGCACACCCAGAACGGCGCUGUGUCGCGGGCCACCCAGAGCCAGGGCUCUGAGAGUGCCACCGCUGGGCCCUCAACUGGCCCGCCAGAUUCGGGCAAGGGCUCCGGGCCGGACAAGACCAAUCGGAAAGGGAGGAAGAGCAUCUACAAGAAGCACGUGCAAAUGCCAGGCUCCAUCCGUGAGGAGAACGGCAUCCGCUGGCACGUGUGCCCCUACUGUCCCAAGGAGUUCAAGAAGCCCAGCGACCUGGUGCGCCACAUCCGCAUCCACACACACGAGAAGCCCUUCAAGUGCAAGCAGUGCUUCCGCGCCUUCGCUGUCAAGAGCACGCUGACGGCCCACAUGAAGACCCACACGGGCAUCAAGGCCUUCACCUGCCAGUGCUGCAUGAAGUGUUUCUCCACCUCGGGCAGCAUGAAGGUCCACAUGCGGCUGCAUACGGGCGUGCGGCCGUUCCCGUGCCCGCACUGCGAGAAGAUCUUCCGCACGUCGGGGCACAGAAAGACCCACAUGGCGUCCCACUUCAAGACCGCGCAGCAGAAGAAGCAGCGCUACGCACGCAAGGCACAGAGGGUGCGGGUGGUGAAGAGCAGCCUGCCUCUGACGGACAUCCCACUGCAGGAGCCCAUCCUCAUCACAGACCUGGGUCUUGUGCAAAACCAGAAUCCCCGCAACAGCCUGUCCAUACAGCAGUACCUGGAUGUCAUGGUCAGCGACAGACCUUAUAAAUGCCCCUACUGCAAUAGGGCGUACAAGAAGUCCAGUCACCUGAAGCAGCACGUGAGGUCCCACACGGGCGAACGACCGUACAAGUGUAUCCAGUGCAGCAAGGGCUUUGCCUCGUCAGGCGUCCUGAAGUCGCACAUCCGCACGCACUCUGGCCUCAAGGCCUACAAGUGCCUCAUGUGUGACAGCACCUUCACCACCAGCGGCAGCCUCCGGCGCCACAUGACCACGCACAGCGACGUGCGGCCCUACAUGUGCCCCUACUGCCAGAAGACCUUCAAGUCCUCCUCCAACUGCCGGAAGCACAUGAAGACGCACAGGUACGAGCUCGCCCAGCAACUGCAACAGCAGGGGCAGGAGGCGUCUGGCGAACCCUCCCUCGACACCUCCAUGGCCGGCGUGGGAGACGGCGCUACCAUACAGGUGGAGAUAGAGGCGGACGCUCUGCAGCAGUCGCCGGCCGUGGGUGGCGACCAGCAAGGCAUGCUGGGGCUGCCCCAAGCGCAGGUGGUGGGUGGCUCCCAGCAGGAGGUGCUGCAGGAGCAGCUGGCCGAACCCCCGCUGGGGCAGGACGAAGACACACUGGUGACGUCCCAGCAUGCUCUGCCUCAGAACAUCGGCCAGUUUGAGAUGCAGAGCCUGCCUCAGCAAGCCUUCGACCAGCAGACGCUGACACAAGGCUUCCCCAUGGCAGACGGCUUUUCCCAGCAGCCCCAGUUCCCCACCGUGCAGCAGCUACAGGACUCCAGCACCCUGGAGUCUCAGGCCCUGUCCUCCAGCUACCACUCCCAGAACCUGCUGCACGUGCCCAGCACUGAGACGAGCCGUCUGCUGCAGGAUCCACCUCAGAACGACCUCCAGAUGCCCGCCCAGGACUUCCAGGAGGACAGCGAUGACGACAGCCGGAGGGUCUACAGGUGUUCCUUCUGCAACAAGGGCUUCAAGAAGUCGAGCCACCUCAAGCAGCACGUCCGCUCACACACGGGCGAGAAGCCCUACAGGUGCCAUCUGUGUGGCCGGAAUUUUGUGUCAGCAGGCGUGCUGAAGUCCCACCUGAACACGCACACCGGUGUGAAAGCCUUCAGGUGCAGCGUGUGCGACGCGUCCUUCACCACCAACGGCAGCCUCAACCGCCACAUGAUCAUGCACCUCAACAUGAGGCCGUACAAAUGCUCCAUUUGCUCGGAGACCUUCCGCACCAACCAGCUCAUCAAGAAGCACAUGAAGAAAGACCACAUAGCACCGGCUAGAGCGCUAGACGAGAACGGUGAGGAAGAGGACGGCGGAGAGGCGCCACCGCACAAGCGCAACCGUACCGACAUCAUCACCUUCACGGAGGAGCAGGCGGCGGAGCUGGCCCGCAACGAGCCCAGCGAGGACGCGUCCGUGUCCGAGAAGGUGCUGGUGCAGUCGGCAGCCGAGCGAGACCGCGUCAGCGAGAUGAAGGACAAGAGCGUCGAGCUGGAGAGCGAGCCCAAGUUUGCCAACCGCUGCAACUUCUGCCCUAAGAGCUUCAGGAAGCCCAGCGACCUCGUGCGACACAUACGGAUCCACACGGGAGAGAGGCCCUACAAGUGCGAUGCGUGUGGAAAGAGCUUCACGGUGAAGUCCACGCUGGACUGCCACAUCAAGACGCACUCAGGCCAGAAGCUGUUCAGCUGCCACAUGUGCAACACCUCCUUCUCCACCAAGGGCAGCCUGAAGGUUCACAUGCGGCUGCACACGGGCUCAAAGCCCUUCAAGUGCCCCAUCUGCGAGCUGCGUUUCCGGACCUCAGGCCACCGCAAGACGCACAUCCAGAGCCACUACAAGUCCAAUUUGGAGGCCAAGCGGAGCAAGAAGCCUGGCGAUCGGCAGACCCGGGCAGAGGCCCUGCCCUCUGUGGGCAUGCUGCAGAGCGGCCCUGCUGAUGCCACCGAGGUGGAUCCCGUCUACAUCUCUGGCAACCCCGUGAUGAGCAACCCGUUUGAGCAGAACCUGCUUCAGCCAGGUGUCGUGGGCCAGGCCAUCCUGCCAGCCUCCCUGUCCAGCGGUGACCUGACGGUGUCCCUGACUGACGGCCUGACCACACUGGAGGGCAUCCACCUGCAGCUCAGCACCACCAAUCUGGUGUGCCCCAACGUUCAGAUCUCUGGCAUCGACACCAGCAACAUCAACAACAUCACGCUGCAGAUUGACUCCAGCAUCCUGCAGCAGACGCUCUCCCACCAGCUGACCGGCGACGCGGGGAUCGCCCAGAUCUCCGGCGCUCACCUCAUGGCGGGCGACUCCGCCGUGCCCGCCAACGUGGUGAUCCAUCCGCUGACCAGCCUGUCCCUGCAGCCGUCGGCAGCAGCCGGUGGCAUGGGCAUGGCGGGGCUGGCCGAGCAGGACGCAGUGCUCACCGCCACUGGCAGUGGCUCCCACGACCUGUCACAGGUCAUGACCUCAUCAGGUCUGGUGGCAGCCAGCGGUGGCGGACAGGAGAUUACUCUGACGAUCAACAACUCCAGUCUGAGUCAGGUACUGGCCCAGACCUCGGCCGCGGGCCCCGCCCAGACCUCGGGCGACCCCCAGGAGAUCACCCUCACCAUAUCGGGUCAGGACCUCAUGCCACAGCACAGUGCAGCUGGGGGCCCGGAGCUGAAUGGCGGGAUUAGGCUCACACCCUCUAUGAACGCCCAGGCCACCGGCGCCACUCUGGCCAUAGGGAAUGAGCAGCUUCUACCUCAGAGCCCGGCAGGCACCGGGAUCACAGAGAGCAGCCUGCCCCCCAGCACCUCCCUGUCGCAGACGCCUGCGUCCACCCAGGGCCUGGUGAUGUCGUCGUCGGGGGUGGCGAGCGACGGAAGCGUGACCUUUACCCUGGCAGACACGCAGGGCAUGCUGUCAGGAGGCCUGGAUGCCGUCACGCUCAACAUCGCCUCACAGGAGCAGCAGUUCCCUGCCAUUCUGAGUGACGCUGGUCUCUCGGGGCAACCCACUAACUCCACCCAUCAAGUCAUACUGAUCCCCGAGGCGAGCCGGCCUGCAGCCAAGGAGCACGCCGGGGAGGCGUCGCAAGGCCUGCAGCCGUGUUUCUACUGCAGCCAGGUGUUCUUGAGCGCCGUCAUGCUGCGGCGGCACUGCAGGCAGGCUCACGGCAAGGAUCGCUGCCACGUGUGCCGCGUGUGCAACAAGGCUUUCAAGAGGGCCACGCAUCUCAAGGAGCAUGAACAAGUCCACCAGCAGGGGCCUUCGCUGAGCUCGCAGAGGCCGCGCACCUUGAAGUGCUCCACCUGCGAUAAGGCCUUUGCCAAGCCCAGCCAGCUGGAGAGACACAACAGGACGCAUACAGGAGAGCGGCCCUUCAAAUGCCCGCAGUGUGAGAAAGCUUUCAACCAGAAGAGCGCCCUGCAGGUGCACAUGGUGAAGCACACAGGAGAGAAGCCCUACAAGUGCGAGGUGUGCUGCAUCAGCUUCACGCAGAAGAGCAACAUGAAGCUGCACAUGAGGCGCUCACACAGCUACGGUGGGUGGUGAGGUCCACAGUGCAAGGCACAGGUCAGGGGAAGGUGGUGUUCCUGUGAAAUUAGAGAGUUCUGCGGGAAAAGCGUGCAAGAGGUUUGGUUAAACGUUUUCAGGGGAAAAAGCCAUUUUUAAAAGAAACCCUUUCCCUAGAUCUCUCCCACAGACUGUGCUGUGAGCUUGUAUUUACAGUAUAAAUGCAUUUGUGCUUCCCAAGCUGUGGGACUUCACCUUUAAGUGGUCAUGCUUUUACAAUUUAGCUGGAUUUCUGCGGAUCUACUGCAGAG